GGAGGAGGAAGAGGAGGAGGAGAGUUUGGGGAACUUCUUCCACUCACCCCACAUGUUGGAACUUCUCAGCGGACCAAAUGGAGCGGCUGCGGCUCGCCCUCCUGCUCCCGUUGCUAUGGCAAUGUUGCGCCGCGCAGCAAAGAGGGUUGUUCCCAGCGGUGUUGAACUUGGCGUCCAUGGCCGACAUCACCUCCAACGCCACGUGCGGCUCCACGCGUCCCGAGAUGUACUGUAAACUGGUGGAACAUGUGCCUGGUGAGCCAGUGAAAAACCCCCAGUGUCGCCUGUGCGACUUGAGAAGCGCAAAACCAUCUGAACGCCAUCCCAUCCAAUACGCCAUCGACGGGACCAACCGCUGGUGGCAAAGUCCGUCCAUCAAGAAUGGAAUGCAGUAUCACUACGUGACGAUAACACUGGACUUGAAACAGGUUUUCCAGAUCGCUUACGUGAUCAUUAAAGCAGCCAACUCUCCUCGACCUGGUAACUGGAUCUUGGAGCGUUCGAUUGAUGGGGCCACUUUUGAGCCGUGGCAGUUCUACGCCAUCACGGACACGGAAUGCCUGACCCGCUUCAACAUGGUUCCGAAGGUCGGCCAUCCAUCCUACUCCAGAGAUGACGAAGUCAUCUGCACGUCCAUGUACUCCAAGGUCCACCCCCUGGAGAACGGAGAGAUCCACACCUCCCUGAUCAAUGGCCGACCCAGCGCCGACGACCCCUCCCCGACCCUGUUGAACUUCACCUCGGCCCGCUACAUCAGAUUGGUGUUCCAGCGAAUCAGGACUCUCAACGCAGACCUCAUGACUCUGACUCUCAGCGACCCCAAAGAAAUCGAUACCAUUGUGACCAGACGGUACUACUACUCCAUUAAGGACAUCUCAGUCGGAGGAAUGUGUAUCUGUUACGGUCACGCCAAAGCCUGUCCCCUCAACGCUGUCACAAAGAAGUUUAGCUGCGAGUGUGAGCACAACACGUGCGGGGAGAGCUGCGACCGCUGUUGCCCGGGUUACAACCAGCAGCCCUGGAUGGCUGGGACCUUCCUCACGCGCCACAUCUGUGAAAAGUGUAACUGCCACGGCAAGGCGGACCAAUGCUACUUCAAUCAGACGGUGGCCGAUCUGUCACUCAGCCUGGACGUCCAGGGCAAACGCCGAGGGGGCGGGGUCUGCGUCGGCUGCCGGGACGACACCGAUGGUGUCAACUGUCAGAGCUGCAUCGCUGGGUACUUCAGGCCGGAAGAAGUGAGUGCGGAGGACGAGCGGCCCUGCCGCCCCUGCUCCUGUGAUGCUCAUGGAUCCAUCAGCUCUUCGUGUGUUCCGGACUCCAGCCAGGCCACGCCCACUCAGCCAGCAGGGUCGUGCCACUGUAAGGAAGGUUUUGGGGGUCCGCGCUGUGACAGGUGUGCCGUGGGCUACAUGGGCUACCCGUCCUGCCAGCGCUGCAACUGCAGCGUGGAAGGAAGCACCAACGCCGACCCGUGUGUGACUCCCUGCCUCUGCAAGGAGAAUGUGGAAGGGGAGAACUGCGACCGCUGUAAACUGGGAUUCUACAACCUCCAAAGUGAAAACCGGCUGGGCUGUGAGAAGUGCUCCUGCAUGGGGGUUUCCACCCACUGCACCGCCUCCACGUGGACCUACCACAAUGAGACGUCGCUGACCGGCUGGCACCUCACGGGUCACACGGGAGGACGGGUUUGGUCGGUGUACAGAGAAACGCCUCCGUACCUCAGCGUCCGACACUCCGACGUGGUGGACGACCUUGGAUCGGCCUACUACUGGAACGCCCCUGGGAGGUUCCUCGGGAACAAGCUCUCAGCUUACGGCGGGAGCGUGGUCUACGCCGUGUCAUACUCAACUGAUCACCAGGAGCAAGUGGCCAUUCGAGUCACCUCGGAACCAGACCUCAUCAUAGAGGGCGGCGGCGUGAGGCUCGUGGACAGGAGGUAUGGGAAGCCAGUCUACCCCUCCUCACCCGUCACCAAUCGCAUCACUCUGGUUCCGGAGAACUUCCUGUCUUGGGAUACUGCCCAGCCCAUGACCCGCCGUGGUUUCCUGUCUGUGUUGGCGAACGUGACCCGAGUGAUGGUGCGGGCCUCGUACAGCACGGAGCCCUCGGCGGUCUACAGGCUCCACUUGUUUUCCAUGCAGGUAGGAAAUCCCGCAGCCAGAGGAGACAAAACAGCAUCAGCAGUCGAGAUGUGUUCAUGUCCUCCUGGAUAUGCUGGAACUUCCUGUGAGACUUGUGUCGCUGGCUACCGGAGAGUGAACGGAGUCCUGUACAGCGGCGUGUGUGAGGCUUGCCGCUGCCACGGUCACGCUGCCCAGUGUGAUGAGGUCACGGGUCACUGUCAGGACUGCUCCCACCACACCACCGGCCCCCACUGUGAUACCUGUCUGCUGGGUUACUACGGCAACGCCACCCGAGGGACGCCUGCGGACUGUCAGCCCUGCGCCUGCCCUCUCACCCUGCCGAGCAACAACUUCAGCCCCACCUGCCACCUGAGCGGCGACGGCGAGGUGCAGUGCGACCGCUGCCAACCGGGAUACACCGGACCCCGAUGUGACAGAUGCUCCAAUGGAUAUUACGGCCAGCCCAUGGUCCCGGGGGGCUCGUGCCAGCCCUGCGAUUGCCACGGCAACCUGGACCUGUCUGUACCUGGCAGCUGUGAUGCCGUCACCGGACAGUGUCGGCGUUGUCGCCUCGGAUACGGCGGCCCGGCCUGUGACCGCUGCGCUGACGGUUACUACGGUGACGCCAUCGUGGCCAAGAACUGCCAGCCCUGUCAGUGUCACACCAACGGAUCCAUCUCUGAAGUCUGCAACCAGCAGAGCGGCCAGUGCCAGUGCAGAGUCAAUGUGAUCGGACGGCAGUGUGACGAGUGCGUGGCUGAGACACACGGCAUCGCCGCCGGCGGCCACUGUGUCCCGUGUCACUGCAACUCCUUCGGAUCCAAGUCGUUCGACUGCGACGAGAACGGUCAGUGCCGCUGCCAGCCGGGAGUCGCCGGACCCAAGUGCGACCGCUGCGCUCGAGGGUUCUUCAACUUCCAGGAGGGCGGAUGCACUCCCUGCCAGUGCAGCCACGUGGGCAACAACUGCGACGCCAGCACGGGCCAGUGCAUCUGCCCCCCCAACACCGUCGGAGAGCGGUGCGACCGCUGCGCCCCCAACCACUGGGGUCACGACAUCAUGACGGGAUGCAAGGAGUGCGGCUGCAGCGUGAUCGGCUCGCUGACGCCGCAGUGCAACAUCAACACCGGCUGCUGCCAGUGCCACGACGCCUUCAGAGGAGAGAAAUGCAACGAGUGUCAGCUGGGACACCGAGAUUUCCCUCAGUGCACGAGGUGUGAGUGCGUCGUCGCUGGGUCAGACGGCCAGACGUGCGACUUGGAGAGAGGAGUGUGUGGCUGCGCCGAGCGGACCGGCAGGUGCAGCUGCAAGGAAAAUGUGAUGGGAGACAACUGUGGCCUCUGCAAGCCGCACACCUUUGGGUUGUCGGUGCAAAACCCUCUGGGAUGCAGCAAAUGCUACUGCUACGGACUGACACACUCCUGCACGGAGGCCCAGGGGCUCAUCAGGAUGUGGUUGGCGCUGAGGCCAGAGCAGACGGUGCUCCCCCUGGUGGAUAAAGGCAACACAGUGGAGACCCAAAGCGGAGUGAGCUUCCAGCACCCGGAGAUCCUGGCCCACUCUGAGCUGGUCUCUGCUGUUCUCUCUGAGCCGUACUACUGGAAAUUGCCCGAGCAGUUCAGAGGCUCCAUGAUCACAGCGUACGGCGGGAAGCUCAAAUACGCGGUGUACUACGAGGCGCGGGAGGAAACGGGGCCGUCCUCGUACGAGCCGCAGGUGAUCAUCAAGGGCGGUCCCAACCGCAACAUCGUGAUGACCCGCCACGUUCCCGGGCUUCACAUCGGCCAGCUGACGCGCCACGAGCUGGACAUGACUGAGCACGAGUGGAAGUACGCGGACGGCCGCUCCAUGACCCGAGAGGACUUCAUGGACGUCUUGUUCUACGUGGACUACAUCCUCAUCAAGGCGUCGCACGGCGGCGUGAUGAGGCACAGCCGGAUUUCGGAGAUCAGCCUGACUGUCGCUGAAGAGGGCAGGGCCAGCACCGAGAGCGAGAGAGCCCACCAGAUUGAGAAGUGCGACUGUCCACUCGGCUACUCCGGAUUCUCCUGUGAGGAGUGCGCCGCAGGUUUCUACCGACUUGGCAGCGGCGCGGCGGCGUCCGCCCCGGCGUCCGCGGCGCCCAGCGCCGCUGGCAUGGGCAGCUGCGUCCAGUGCCAGUGCAGCGGCCACUCGUCCACCUGUGACCCCGACACCUCCAUAUGCCAGAACUGUCAGGACAACACGGAGGGGGACCAGUGUGAGCGCUGCGCGCCGGGCUUCUACGGCGUGGUCCGAGGUUUCCCCGACGACUGCAAGCCCUGCGCCUGUCCCCUCACCAGCCCGCAGAACAAUUUCAGUCCCACUUGUGUGGCGGAGGGUUUCAGUGACUACAGGUGCACGGCGUGUCCCGAAGGCUACGAGGGCAAAUACUGCGAGAGGUGCUCCACUGGUUACCACGGUAACCCCCAGCUGCCCGGCGGUCACUGCGAGGAGUGUAAGUGCUCGGUGUGGGGGGCGUGGCCCGCGCCGUGUGACCCUGUCACGGGCCAAUGCCAGUGCAGGGAUGGGGCCACGGGGACGGCGUGUGACGGCUGCAUGGACAGGCAUGUGUGUGGACCCGCAGGCAUCACCUCCUGCGACGACGACUGCUCGGGCCUGCUGAUCAGCGACAUGGACCGUCUGUACCGCAUCAUCACCGACGUCACCCUCACCACCCCGCUGCCGCCGCCGUACAAGAUCCUCUACCACUUUGAGAACAUGACUGAGGAGCUGAAGCACAGACUGUCGCCGCUGAAAGCUCCGGAGAGGUUACUGCAGCUGGCCGACUCCAACCUGGGAUCCCUGGUGGUGGAGAUGGACCAGCUCCACAGCCGGGCCACGAAGGUGUCUGCCGACGGAGAACAAGUGGAGGACGACGCCGACAGAAUCCAUCAGCGAGCCGAGGAGCUGGAGCGCUUCAUCAGGGACACGCUGCUGGGAGCCCGAGACCUCCAGCUGAAGGCUGCAGAGUUGAAUCGGACUCUGUCUCGGAAGGACGGAACCCCAGAGAAAAGUCUGAACCAGAUGAAGGCAGAGAUCCAGGCCAUGAUGGAGGAGAUGAGGAAGCGACAGCUGAGCGGGAAGAAGAGCGUCGCCGAUGAGGAGAUGACUCUGGCCGAGGAGCUGCACCAGAAGGUCAAGCGGAUGUUCGGAGAUCCCCAUCAGGCCACCGAGGAGCUGAAGACAGAGGUCAAGGGGAAGCUGUCGGACCACGGGUCCAAGCUGCAGGAGGCUGAGGAGCUGCUGUACUCUGCGCAGGGACAGACCCGGCUGGCUGGAGCCAUGGCCCACCACAACAAGGCCAACCUCACCAACCUGCAGAGGAAACACGCCGCUGUGACCGGGCUGGCGCAGGAGACGCAGAAGGUUCUGGGGGAAGGUGAAGGCCAUCUGGAGGAGGCCAACCAGCUCUCUGAUGCCAUCAACAAGGAGAUCGAGGACUUGGAGAUGAUGGGAAGAGAGCUGGCUCCUCUCCACGACCAACUGGACGGCAGAGUCCGAGUCCUGACCGACGGGCUGAGCGACGGCCGUCUGGCCAAUCACGUGUUUGACGCCGAGGAGCACGCCAAGCAGCUGAACGAAUCGGCUGCCAUCUUGGACGGGAUCCUGGCCGAAGCCAAGAACCUGUCCUUCAACGCCACUGCGGCCUUCAAAGCCUACACCAACAUUAAGGUCAACAUCGACGCGGCGGAGAAAGAAGCUAAAGUGGCCAAGCAGAGGGCGUCUGAGGCGCUGGCGCUGGCUUUAGGUCCAGAGGUGCCCGUGAAGGAGGAAGCCCAAGCUGCUCAUCAGAAGAGUCUCAACCUGCUGAACCAGGCCAUGCGUCUCCAGAGUGAUGUCCAAGAGAACGCAGACAGUGUGACCGGGCUGAAGGAGCGAGUCAAAGCUGCCCGAGACAGAAGCAAAGAUCUGCUCCGAGCCGUCAACGGAACCAUGGCGACGCUCAGCUCCAUCCCCAACGACACCGCCGCCAAGCUAGCAGCCAUCAAGUCGCGCGCGGCUGAUGCUAACGCUACCGCGCUGGACGUCCUGGAGCGCCUGGCGGAUUUGAACCUUCAACUGCGUGGCAUCCAGAAGAACUGCAGCGACCUGGAGGACACGGUGAACGCCGCCAACCAGAUGAUCCAGGACCCCGAGAAAAACAUCCACGCCGCCGGAGCCAAGGUCAAGGAUUUACAGGACGAGGCCGAGCGGCUGCUGGAGAAGCUGCAGCCCAUCAGGAGGCUGCAGGACAACCUGAGGCGGAACAUCUCGCAAAUCAAGGAGCUCAUCACCCAGGCCAGGAAGCAGGCCAACUCGAUCAAGGUCUCUGUGGCGUCGGGCGGAGACUGUCUGCGAAGUUACCGGCCGGAGAUCAGGAAGGGAAGAUACAACACCAUCGUCCUCCACGUGAAGACCACCACACCCGACAACCUGCUCUUCUACCUGGGCUCCGCCAAAUACGUGGAUUUCCUGGCGCUGGAGAUGCGUAAGGGGAAGGUGAGCUUCCUGUGGGACGUCGGCUCCGGUGUCGGGAGGGUGGAGUACCCGCAUCACACCAUCCAUGACGGCAACUGGCACCGGAUCGAAGCGUCGCGGAACGGCUUGAACGGCACAAUAUCAGUGUACCCUCUAGAGGGCACCAUGGCGGGGAUGAUGCCCACCCCGGCCAGCGCCAACUCGCCCACCGCCUACACCAUCCUGGACGUAGACCACAACGCCUACCUGUUUGUGGGAGGAAUCCUGGGGAGAGCCAAGAAGGCGGAGGCCGUGCGGACGUCGACAUUCACCGGCUGCAUGGGAGAGACCUUCUUGGAUGGCAAGGCCAUCGGACUGUGGAACUACAGGGAGAGACACGGGGACUGCAAGGGAUGUGUGGUCAGCCCGCAGCGCUCCGACGGCGAGGGCACCGUCCAGAUGGACGGUGAGGGCUACGCCGCCGUGGGACGCCCCACCAGGUGGAACCCCAACAUCUCCACCAUCACCUUCAAGUUCCGCACCUUCUCCUCGGACGCCUUGCUCAUGUACCUCGCCACAGAAGACAUGAAGGACUUCAUGUCUCUGGAGCUCACGGGCGGUAAGGUGAAGGUGAACUUUGACCUGGGCUCCGGGGUCGGCAGCGCUGUGUCGGGCAGCCGUCACAACGAUGGACGGUGGAAGUCGCUCACCAUGUCCAGGAACAAAAAGCAGGCCGCCGUCAUCGUGGUGGACGUGGACAGCGGGGCAGAAGAGAAGGUGGCUGCCGCCUCGCAGGGUCCAGCGACCGGACUGAACCUCAGAGAGAACCAGAAGAUCUACUUCGGAGGCCUCCCCACGGUGGGGAACUACAGCAGCAUGAAGGCCAGGUCGGAGGUCAAUCUGAAGCGCUACGCCGGAUGUCUCCGGGACAUCGAGGUCUCCAGAACGCCGUAUAACCUCCUCAGCAGCUCAGACUACACCGGCGUCAGCAAAGGCUGCAACGUGGAGAACCUCUACACCGUCAGCUUCUCCAAGCCAGGCUUCGUGGAGCUGACUGGCUUCCUGCUGGACGUCGACACCGAAGUCAGCCUGUCCUUCAGCACGCUGGCCGACACCGGCACCAUCCUCCUGGCUGUGGGCGGAGCCCCGCCCUCCAACCAGCAGACUCGGAACACAAACUCGCUCAGUUCGAAGAGAAGACGGAGGCAGUCUGGGGAGCCCUUCCUCUCCGUCAUGCUGAACAAAGGCAACCUGGAAGUCCUGCUCUUCACCGGCAGCCACAGUCCGCGCCGCGUGGUCCGCCGAGCAGAGCACGGCGCGCUGAACGACGGGCGCGAGCACUCGCUGCGCAUCGAGCGGCUGCCUGGCAGGUCAUUCGCAGUCCAGGUGGACGAGGAGGCCAAGAAGGAGGCGGCGCUUCCCAACGACCAGCCCAUCGGCUUGAAGCGCGUCUUCCUGGGCGGGAUUCCUGCGGACGUGGAGCAGUCGUCCAACAGAGCCAACGUCCCGUUCCAGGGCUGCAUCUGGAACCUCAUGGUCAACGCUGUCCUCUCCGACUUCUCGCAGCCCAAAUCCUUCGAGAAUGCUGAGAUCGGCCAGUGUCCCAAUCUGGCCCCGCAACCGGCUCCUCUGCCGGAGGCGGAGGAGGAGGAGGAGGAGGAGGGGGAGGAGGGGUCCCGACCGGUCGGCCUGACGCCGCCACCUGCCACACCAGCGCCCCCUGCUGUGGCGACACCUGCUGCCACGCCUGUCGCGCUGCCGCCCGUCGACGACACGGACUCGUGCGCGUCUGCCGGCGCCCCGCCCACCCUGGACGACGCCUUCCAGUUCGGCCUGACCCGGAACAGCCACAUGAGCUUCAAGUUCGACGACACCAAAGUCCGAGAGAAGUUGAUCCUGGAGUUUGAGCUCAGGACCAGGGAGGAGGCCGGACUCGCCCUCUACAUGGCCAGAAUCAACCACGCAGACUUCGUCGCCAUCCAGAUCAAGAGUGGCCAGGUGUGUCUGAGCUACGACCUGGGUCACGGGAACACCUCCGCCUGCGUCCCGCGCUCCGUCAACGACGGCAUGUGGCACAAGAUUCGGGUGAACCGUGUGAAGCAGCGCGCCGGCCUCCUGGUGGACAACCGCUUCGGCAAGCAGAUGAUCUCCCCCAAGAAGGCCGACCUGCUGGACGUGGUGGGCGUGGUCUAUGUCGGGGGGCUGCCUCAGAACUACACCACCAAGAGGAUCGGACCGGUUCUGUACAGCAUCAACGGCUGCAUCCGGAACUUCAAGAUGGUGGGAGGCCCGGUCUCCACUGCGCCGUCGGGUCCAGGGCAACCCGAGACCAACAUGGAGGAAUUCCAGUUCGACAUGGCAGCACCCGACUCACGUCACAUGGUGGGAAGUUGCUUCACCGCGAGCGAGUCGGGAACUUACUUUGACGGGACCGGGUACCUGAAAGCCGUGUCCAGCUACAGGGUUGGACUGGACGUCUCCAUCUCUCUGGAGUUCCGGACCACUCGGACUAACGGAGUCCUGCUGGCCGUCAGUAACCGCGGCAACGAUGGGCUGGGCCUGGAGAUGGUCCAGGGAAAGCUCCUCUUCCACGUGGACAACGGCGCCGGGCGCUUCACGGCGCAGCACCAGGGCGACGGCUUCUGCGACGGCCAGUGGCACACAGUCACCGCCAACAAGCUCCGGCACCGGGCCGAGCUGCUGGUGGACGGGUCCAGGAGUCAGGCAGAGAGCCCCCACCCUCGCUCCAACACCUGCGACACCAACGACCCCAUCUACGUGGGCGGACAUCCAGAUGGCGUCCGCCAGGUGGCGCUCUCCAGCAGCAGGUCGUUCCGAGGCUGCAUGAGGAACCUGAGGAUCACCAAAGCCUCCAAAACCCUGGAGGUCCAGUUCAACAAGGCCUCGGAGAUGAGGGGAGUCCAGCCGGGGUCCUGCCCCGCCGCCUGACCUCCUCCCCUCCCCACAGCCACGAAUCGAGUCUGUCCGUCCCCAGUGACCUGGAAGUGGAGCAGCUCUGUCAUGAGGCCGAACUGGAGAGGAGACAGGAAGCUUUUCCCGUCGACUAACCUGGUGUCAUGUGUUCACGCUCUGAUGAACAACCUCGGAGUUGUGCACGGUGUGAGGACAAUUAUACUCAUGUUUC
Molecule: messenger RNA, 9729 nt
Organism: Synchiropus splendidus (mandarinfish)
Lineage: Eukaryota; Metazoa; Chordata; Actinopteri; Syngnathiformes; Callionymidae
Gene: lama2
Product: laminin, alpha 2
Exons: 74
Coding region: 78-9533 (3151 amino acids)
Biological process (GO): axon guidance; regulation of cell migration; cell adhesion
Cellular component (GO): basement membrane
Molecular function (GO): signaling receptor binding; extracellular matrix structural constituent
Source: RefSeq, a predicted model, not a curated record